CUCUUUUGCCUCCCUCCGCAGGGAGCAGGGGAGGAGGAGAAAGUGCCCGCCCAUUCCAGUCUUCCCCGGGGAUCGGGGCCGGAGGGACUUCCUGGACGGGCGCUGGGACCGGACCGCCGUCCCCCAUCGCUUUGCCGCCGCUGAAGCCCAGCAGCGCAGCCCACACGGUUGGUGGAAAUAAGCACACCAUGAAUGAGCAUCUACAUGUUACCAGCCAUGGGCAGAUCCAAGUUCAGCAGCUCUUUGAAGAUAAUAGUAACAAAAGGACGGUUCUGUCCACACAACCAAAUGGGCUUGCAACAGUAGCAAAAUCAGGACUGCCAGUGGUACAAGAUAGACAGCUUGAUAGCUGUCACAGGCGACAGGGGAGCUCCACCUCCUUGAAAUCUACUGAAGGGUCAGGAAAGAUAAAAGCUACUCCCAUGACUCCUGAGCAAGCAAUGAAGCAAUACAUGCAAAAGCUAACCGCCUUUGAGCAUCAUGAGAUCUUCAGUUAUCCUGAAAUAUAUUUCUUGGGUCCAAAUGCAAAGAAGAAGCAAGGUGUCAUUAGUGGUCCAAACAAUUGUGGAUAUGAUGAUGACCAGGGAUCUUAUGUGCACAUACCCCAUGAUCAUAUAUCAUAUAGAUACGAGGUUCUUAAGGUUAUAGGAAAAGGAAGUUUUGGACAAGUGGUAAAAGCAUAUGAUCACAAGACGCAUCAACAUGUUGCUCUGAAGAUGGUGAGAAAUGAGAAGCGUUUUCACCGCCAAGCUGCAGAAGAGAUUAAAAUUCUGGAACACCUUAAAAAACAGGAUAAAGAUAAUAACAUGAAUGUUAUACACAUGCUGGAGAACUUCACAUUCCGCAACCAUAUAUGUAUGACAUUUGAGUUGCUGAGCAUGAACCUUUAUGAGCUCAUCAAGAAAAAUAAAUUUCAGGGCUUUAGCCUGCCUUUGGUUCGUAAAUUUGCCCACUCCAUUUUGCAGUGCUUGGAUGCUUUGCACAAAAACAGAAUAAUUCACUGUGACCUUAAACCAGAAAACAUUCUGUUAAAACAACAGGGUAGGAGUGGCAUUAAAGUGAUUGAUUUUGGCUCUAGCUGUUACGAGCACCAGCGCGUCUACACGUACAUCCAGUCGCGUUUUUACCGUGCUCCUGAAGUCAUCCUUGGUGCUCGAUAUGGGAUGCCAAUAGACAUGUGGAGCCUGGGCUGCAUUCUCGCUGAGCUCUUAACAGGAUAUCCUCUCUUACCAGGAGAAGAUGAAGGGGAUCAACUGGCUUGUAUGAUAGAACUCUUGGGCAUGCCUUCCCAGAAACUACUGGAUUCAUCAAAAAGAACAAAAAAUUUUGUGAGCUCUAAGGGUUACCCCCGAUAUUGCUCCCUUACUACCUUGUCAGAUGGUUCUGUUGUGCUUAAUGGUGGCCGAUCCAGGCGGGGCAAAUUGCGCGGUCCCCCAGAGAGCAGAGAAUGGGGGAGUGCAUUGAAAGGAUGUGAUGAUCCGCUCUUCCUUGACUUCUUGAAACAGUGUUUAGAGUGGGAUCCAAUGCUGCGCAUGACACCCAGUCAGGCUUUACGGCACCCCUGGCUCAGGAGACGUUUGCCAAAGCCUCCAACUGGGGAGAAGACAUCCGCAAAAAGAAUAACAGAAAGCACUGGUGCUAUCACAUCCAUUUCCAAGUUACCUCCAACUUCAAACUCAGCUUCAAAACUGAGGACUAAUCUGGCACAGAUGACAGACGCCAAUGGGAAUAUUCAGCAAAGAACAGUGUUGCCAAAACUUGUUAGCUGAGGUUUAAAUAAUCCAAUGCUGUUUAAAAGAGAGAGAGAAAGGGAGAGCAAUUAUGUCACUGAGCCUUAUUCACAUGAAAAAGAAGCUCAGAUUUUUAUUUUUAUUUGAUCAGUAACUUUAAACAUUUGUAUUUUUUCAUUGAUUACUUUAAAUGUGUUAAGCACGGUUUUGAUUUUAUAAAAACAACAUGGGGACAAUGCUUUAAGUUUUUACACUUUUUUAAAUGAAAUGUUUCUCUUGUAAACAACAAUUAGCCUUAUAGAAUUAGUAUGGCACAAUGAUGUGUCAGUGGCAGGCCACUGGUUACUAUCCAAGGAUAACAUUUUUAGCUAGGUGUGGAAAGAAAGAGUGAAUGCCUUUUCCCCAUCAUGACUUUUCUUUGGAGUGAAUUUUACUACUUUUUAUCAUUGCUUUUGUUAUAGCAGUAGGUUCCAUUCCUGUAAGCAUUUAUCCAUAUUUUCAGCGAUGAUCUAGAAAAUAUUCAGGGUUAUAAGUGAGGUUUUGCAUGGCUGUUUGUAAUUCUGUCCGUAGUAUGGAUAACGCCACAUAAUAAUUGUUAAAAUACAGCAUCCAUAAAGGGCUUAAUUUGUGCUCCCACAACCCCUUUGGCAGUUCUCUAUCAAAUAUCCAGGACGAAAAAUAUUGGAAUUUGAAGGAAAUUUUCUAAAGGUGCAAUAUUUAUAUUACAAAAAAAAAAAAAAAUCAAAGCUGAGCUCAUUCUGCUGUUUGGCCAAUGUAAGAUUAACCAUGAACCAAAUAGCAUGAAAAUUGUGCUAUUUGGCAUAUUUAUGAACCUCAGAGAACAGUCCUGUAUCUGUUUACUUGGAAGCAGUUUCCACUCCUUUAAUGGAAAUAGAGGUCAAGAGCUUAAAUACCUUAGACUGCAACUCAACUCAAGAAAUAAGUCCCCUGAAUUAAGUUAGGCUUAUUCCUGAAUAGACAAGCAUAGAGACUGUGGCAGAGCGUUUGAGUCCCCGUUGGCAGCACAGAUGGAAGAGAGCAGUCACGUGGGAGGGGACAGAUCAGAAGGAUAGAAGGAUACUUCUUGCAUCUCUCUGCCUCCAAGAAGGCUUAUUGGGAAGAGG
Messenger RNA from Python bivittatus (Burmese python), 2854 nucleotides. Lineage: Eukaryota; Metazoa; Chordata; Lepidosauria; Squamata; Pythonidae. The record is from RefSeq and is a predicted model, not a curated record.